Messenger RNA from Ochlerotatus camptorhynchus, 1653 nucleotides. Its product is annotated as regulation of nuclear pre-mRNA domain-containing protein 1B. Gene Ontology annotation, biological process: mRNA 3'-end processing. Bases 175 to 1245 code for a protein of 356 amino acids. Gene Ontology annotation, molecular function: RNA polymerase II complex binding. The transcript has 4 exons. The record is from RefSeq and is a predicted model, not a curated record. NCBI's taxonomy places the organism in Eukaryota, Metazoa, Arthropoda, Insecta, Diptera, Culicidae.
UUGCUGAAAUACACUCUCUUCAAAAAGUAAAAAAAUAUUGUGAGGAUUUCGUAAUAUUCCAUAAGAAAUUUUCAGUUUGUGAAUGUUCAAUCGUUGCUCGGUAGCGUUUCGAGCGUUUGCAAACGGUGGCGAACGGAAUUGAGGACUAUUUUGCUGGUUCAACAACCUUCAAAGAUGUCGUCUUUCACGGAGUCCGGUCUGGUGAAGAAGCUGCUUGAGCUCAAUCCAAGCCAGCAAAGCAUACAAACCCUUUCCCUCUGGUUGAUCCACCAUCGGAAGCAUAAUUCGAUCAUCGUUAAAACAUGGUUGAAGGAAUUGCAAAAAGCUCCGACAUCCAAAAAGUUAACGUUCAUGUAUCUUGCGAAUGAUGUGAUUCAGAACAGCAAGAAAAAGGGUCCUGAAUUUGGAAAGGAAUUUGAACAUGUUCUGCUGAAAGCAUUUAAACUGAUUGCGCAAUCCGGUCCGGAGGAUAAAACCAUUCACAAUUUGAACCGCAUUUUGAAGAUUUGGGGCGAGCGAGGCGUGUACGAGGAGGCUAAAAUCAAAGAAUUUUCCGCGGCACUGAAUCAAAGGGAGAAAAGUCCUGCGGUGACCAAGAUUGUCGAAGAGAAGAAACGGAAGGCUGAAGACACGAAAGGGCAUGAACCGGGCCACGUAAACAAGAAAGCUAAACCUUCGGAAAAAAGCAACGAUAAGAAGGCUAAAAGCGAGAUCAUUGAAGUGAAUGGAACGGUAGAAACUCACGUUACGCUAAGUCCACACCAACCGGAAGGAGAUCCUCCAGAGCCAGAGGAGCUGAUUAAAGUUCUACAGGAUCUGGAAAAUUCAGCAUCGAGCGACGCGGUUGUUCGAGAGCGGAUCGCAAAUUUGCCACCAGAAGUGUCCGAGCUGUCCGCGCUGGCAAAGUUGGAAGAUAAAGAAGCAGCGAUGCGGUUGGCUAUGAAGGUAAAUGAUGCCAUUAAUAUCCUCAACGACUACAAUGCCCGUCUCGCCACGGAAAUGGAUGAUCGGAAAAAGUUGACGACGAUGUUGAAAGAUUUCCAACGCGAACAGCAAGAAUUGUUGGCACAAGCUGAGCAGCGAUUACAAGAAUACCAAUCCAAACUAUCCAAAAUCAAAGAAGUCCAGCGGGAAGUGCGCAACCACAUGAACAACCUACCCGAUCUCACAGCGUUGCCUGAUGUUACGGGUGGGCUCGCUCCGCUACCUUCGGCAGGUGACCUUUUCAACAUUCACCAUCACUAGGAAUCGUACGCGCAGAGUAAUUAUAGCACUAAGAGACAAAUGUCCACACAGUUAUAUUCACACACCCACACACAUUGCACGGAAGCAGAUUGACCUGUGCACCGGUUUCUCUAAUAUCGAUAGGGUUUGCGUUCGUCGUCGUUUGUAAAUGUUGUUUUCAUGAAAUCGGUUUUUCGGUGAAAUUUUCGCAACUCGAAGAAGGAAGAGUUUUUUUUUAGGGAUUUAGAUACCUACCUAAUUUGGGAAGUGUACAGAAUUGUACAUUGAUAGAAUUCAGUAACUGUGUAUUGACUUUCGCGUAGACCAAAUCAUUCAAAAUGGUUGGGAUAACUGCACAGAUGAAAGUUAAUGGCCGGACGCGUAAUAAAAUCAAGAGAACGAUACAAUAGUUAUAUUAGAACUAAUAAA